GGGAAAGUAUUUUUGUUAUAAUAUCCUUAUUUUACUAUAAUAUAUGGUAUAUUAUAUGAAUUUAUAAUACCUAAAUAAUUCUUUAAUUAGGGCUUUAUUAUACAUAAGUUAUUAUACGUAUACGUAAUCGUUCUAAUCCAUAUAUUCCAAAAAGAAAUUUCUUCAGAAUACGGUUCGUGUUGAAAGCAUUGUUGUUUAUUCGGGCAGGGGAUUUUGACAUUUCUCGACUAACCGCGAAAAUUAGUAAACAAAUGUAUAAUUUAAAACUACAUCUGCAAAUUUUUUUUUUAACUGUUUUAAGUUAUGAGUGGUUUUAAAGUGCCAACAUGUGGGAGCACAUCAAAAUCAGUAACUGCCUUGGAUCCUGUCGAAGCGAUGGACAUAGAUGAACAAAGUGAAAAUGUUUCUGCCGCGAAGGAAGAUAAAGAAUUUGAGAAACUACUUUGGUCUAUAGAUGAUGACACGCUCUUCCAGCCACUUGGUUUAACAAAUCACGGCACCGAUGCUGGGAAAACAGUAUUUGUAACAUGGAAUGAAGAAUAUCUGCUCAACUUUGUAUUCAAACGCUCAAAGCGGACGAAAAAAAUUAGUUUAACAAAAGUACGUUUGCCAAUGCCUUCAGGAGAAAUAGUAAACAAUAUGUUCAUACUCGAAAUGAAUGCAUUGCUACUUAUGCGUAGUGGACAUGUAUACUAUUUUAGUUCAGUUAAAUCUAUGCAUGCAGUUGACUGGCUCAAUGAUGCUGGAGGUGGAGUACGUUGCAUGGCUUUGGCACCACCAACUGGAUUUAGUUGCAUACGUUACGUAGCAACAGAGAAGGCACUUAUGUUAGAGAUGUAUCAGGAUGUGCCAGACAUAGGACGUAAUGCACCAGCAUUAUUGCAGCGAUGUGACAUAACAUUUGAUGACAGAAAUCUUUUCAACUGUUCAUGGGAAGAUGAACGUUAUACACUAGUAUCUCAACAAGUUACGGAAAAUAAUUUGAAUUUCCUCAUGUGUGUACUUAUGGAUGAAGUAGAUUUAGAAGUUGGACAAUGGCUACAUAUAUUUACGGUAUCCAGUAACGUAUUUGCAUUGAUUGUAGCCACAGCCGAGCAUAAUGAAGAUGAUAUUAAUAGUAGUUGUGAAUAUAACAUACAGCUGCUCUGUACAUAUGCUACGAAUGUUGAUUCUGUACACAUAGACUAUGCUGAGCAACGCUGCCUUAUUUUCCUGCAAUGUGGUACCAUUGAUAUCUGGUAUUACUCACAGUUAAUUUGUGGCUUGCGUCGCAUGCAACAUCACACUGGUUCACAAUAUAGUCACCAAGUGUAUGCAGCCAGCACUCGCUGCUUCUACUUUACAGACGAAGAACAGGUGGCGCAACUGCAUUUCAGCUAUGAUGCCGAAAUGGACUCUUGUCGUGUGCAAGAGACCUAUAAAGUCAUACCUGGCAUGGUAGCAUGCACUUGGGUAGAAACUCAGCGGCAGUUGAUUUGUUUAAGUUGCAAUAAUAUAUUUUAUAAAAUUACUUUUGAAAGGACAACCAACGCUAAGGCGUCUGAUUUAUGCGCCAAUUUUUCGGAAGCAGUAAAUACGGAAUAUGAGAAUUUCCAAAAGCUGUACGAAUUGACACCGUCGCGAUUGUCACGUCUACUCGCACGCGCGGAAUUAAUAGACGAAUUGACACAGUUGCCUACACAAAUGCAUGCAGCUGUCGAUCAAGAGUGUGUAAAGCAACAACUGCUGGCCGUCGCCUCAAAUCGUCACCUAUAUCGGUAUAUAGUGAAAGCGCGUCUGGUUUACAGUGUACAAUUGCCAACAGCAUUCCAACCUGAUGUGAUUAUAAUUUAUGCAAAUAAUUACUACCAACUACAUCAUGACAGUUAUGUGGCACUUAUAUAUAUGCAAAUCGACAAGAACGAUAUAUUGCAUGGCGGUGGCAGCCUUUGGCACUUGUAUAUAGAUAUUGAUUGCAGCGACAGCUAUAUGCUGCACAUACCCAAUACGCUGCUACAGCAAAAAUUAUGCAUUGUACUACCCUUAAAGCGCACUGAAAAGAAACUGUUAGCAGAAAUCGAGCUCAAAUUGUACACGCUUGUAUGCUUAGAGGCCGAUUUUGUAGCGGUGUCGUUGCCCAUUGAUUUGGAAGUAAAUGCUGCUACUUAUGCUGAGCUAUUCACCAGCUAUAAGCGUUGUGUGACCAUUUGUAAUAAUUAUGAUAUACAAAAGUUAAUAGCGAAUUUCUUAAAUCGAACGCGAAAGAAAUACCCAAGAGCGAAAAUGGACGACGAAAAGUUGUCAACUCCGCAUGAAGAGCAUAUAUUGAAACAUACCUUGCAUCUGCCCUCUAUUUGCGCUUUCAGCAGUAUUGCCAAAUGCGUAAAUGUGUCAAAUGUGGAAGCACAAAGCGUUGAAUGUUACUUUAUGUCAACAGCCAUCAAAAUUACACAUAUGCCUGAGGAGAGUUAUAUUGUUUUGGAAAGUAUGGAUGCGGUAGCUUUAUGUUAUCUUAAACUUCAUUUGUUAAAUAGCAUACCAGCAUUGUUAGCGAAUUGUGCUGAAGCUGGUGCAAGCGAUAGACAACAAAGUCGGAUGCAACUGCAAUGUGAAUUAACGAGAUGCACAAAUGCGCUUCUGCAAGCGUCCGCGCUUGAUGAGAGCAUGGCAAGCAACGAGGGCGAGAUAGUUCCACAUUCGAUGCAGUUACAACAAUUGAAAAACAUAUAUUCUAAAUUGCGGCAAGAUUUUCACAAACUAUACAGCUGAUAGUGAGAGGAGCAAAGUGUUUGAAACUUAUUUCAUUAUGUGUUGUAGUGAUAGCUUUUGUAAGAAGCUACCUUUGUAAAUAAAAAAAAAAAAAUUAAGCAGACAGCUACUGCCAUAAUAUCCUAAUAAUUAUGUAAGCCCUCCGAUAAUGUAAAUUUUUUUAGAUUUUUAAUCAGCAGUUAUUAUGUUAUCAUAUACAUGUUGUUUUAGGAGUAUGCAUAUUAAUUAUAAAUAUAAUUAUUUGCUGAGAAAACAA
Molecule: messenger RNA, 3004 nt
Organism: Bactrocera oleae (olive fruit fly)
Lineage: Eukaryota; Metazoa; Arthropoda; Insecta; Diptera; Tephritidae
Source: RefSeq, a predicted model, not a curated record